GCUUCUAUCCUCAGACGUCUGAGGAAAAAGGAAUGAAAGGAUAAAGCCGAGGAUAAGCAAAUUCAUCCACUCGCUGCUGCAGCUUCAACUCCUGCAACAACAAUGGAAGCCAAACUCCUCCAUCUCCUCGCUUCAAAACCAGUUGCACCACCCAACCUCGCCCUCGCCCUCGCCAAACCUACCUGUAACCACAUCUUCCCACCCACCCGGCCGCACCAUCUCAGAAUCACUCCUAUCUGCAGUAGCAGUGAUGGUGGCAGCAGUACUAGCCCCGACACUACUGACAGAAACAGCGCGCCAACGCCGACAGACACCGUGGGAAUACGGUUCAAGAAGAGGUCUAGAAAGAAGGCGAAGCAGCAGAGAGAGCAGAGGGAGGGUGAAGGCAGUGGUGAACGGUUCAUCAAGGCUGAAGCUGCUGUUCCGAAGAAGUGGGAGGAAAUGAGCCUGGGGGAACAGGCCUUGGAGCUUUACUUGGGGGAGAAGGGUUUGCUGUAUUGGAUAAACAAGUUUGCUUAUGCUUCCAUCUUCAUUGUUAUCGGAGCUUGGAUUCUCUUCAGGUUCGUCGGGCCAGCGCUUAACCUUUACCAGUUGGACUCGGCUCCUCUUUCUCCUUCUGCCAUCCUCAAGGGUUCCUGAGCUGAGAUUCACAUUUCAUCAAUACAACCACAAACACAAGAAAUGAAGUCAAUCGUCUAAACCCAGUUUCCUUUUCUCUUUUUCCAAAGAGAUUUUGUACUUUUGGUUUUGAUAUGAUGAUCUUAUACCAGACUUUGUUCAAUCUCAAGUGGACGAUUCAAAAUC
Molecule: messenger RNA, 804 nt
Organism: Rosa rugosa (rugosa rose)
Lineage: Eukaryota; Viridiplantae; Streptophyta; Magnoliopsida; Rosales; Rosaceae
Exons: 1
Coding region: 103-639 (178 amino acids)
Cellular component (GO): chloroplast
Source: RefSeq, a predicted model, not a curated record